AUGGCGAAGCCCAUCACAAUGGCCUUAUUGCAAAACAAAAUCGGUUCUUCACCUUAUAAUGAAGUAAAAAAGUUAAAUCUUUGGGGAAUAGAUUGUGAGGAUGUAUCUCCACUUUCUAUAUUUCCAAACCUUUAAAUUCUAUAGUUAUCAAGAAAUUAGAUUGGAACCUUGAAACAUAUAAGCAAAUUAAAAUAAUUGAAAGAACUCUAUCUAGGACAAAAUAAAAUAAAAGAUAUAAAAGAACUAGAGUAUUUAAAGGAGUUAUAUAAUCUACGAGUAUUAAAUUUGAUAGGUUAGAUAUGCAUAACUAUUUAGAAAAUCCUGUGGUUGAGCAUCCUGAAUAUAAGAAAGUAGCUUUAAAGCAUUGUUUAGCUUUGCAAAUAUUGGAUGAUUCUAAAAUUAUGGAAUAAGAUAGAGAAUUUUUACAAGAAUAGGAAUUAUCGAUUUAAGAAUAAUCAUAAAAUUUAGAUGAUAAUUCAGAUUAGGUGGUAGAGUAUGAAAAUGAAAAAUAGAUUAAAAAUAAAAAUGAGAAAGAAAAAAGUAAAAAAAAAAAAUUAAAAAUAUAACAUAAAUUUUGUUAAUCAUCUGAUUAAUCCACAAAUGGUUCAAAAAAUAAAUUUGAUACUUAUUCAUAAAAAUUGUCAAAUACUGUCAAUGAUGUUAAAAUCUAUCCAAUAACUUCUGAAACUACAUAAUAAUUUUAAAAGAAAAAAUAAAAGUUUCCUUUAAAUGAUAAAGGCGAAUAAAAUAAAAAAAAAAAAUCACAUCCUCAACCUACUUUUAUUCAAUUAGAUUCAGAUUAUUCAUUAUGUUAAAGUAUCAAAUCUCAUAGGAGUACUUUGAAAAAACUAAAAAAGUUAUCUGAUAAGUCUGAUUAAAAUAGUUAGUUGAUAUAAUCAAAAUUAGAAAUAAAUUUAGAUAAAUAGGAAGAACAUAAGAAUUCAGAAGAAUCUUGGAGGUAAAUGAACAUAAAUUAAAUUGAAGAUAUUGAAGAAAUAAAAGUAUAGAAAAGAAAUGAAUAACUUAACGAGUAUUUAGUUUCUGUAAUAUAAAACUUAAUUUAAUUUAUUGAUAAACGAGCUUUAUAAUGCUUAUAUAAGAUUUUAUGUGAGUAAGUGAAAUGA
Molecule: messenger RNA, 1124 nt
Organism: Paramecium sonneborni
Lineage: Eukaryota; Ciliophora; Oligohymenophorea; Peniculida; Parameciidae
Source: the annotation of a GenBank genome assembly